This is a messenger RNA of Xenia sp. Carnegie-2017, 1675 nucleotides long. Its product is annotated as cannabinoid receptor 1-like. The record is from RefSeq and is a predicted model, not a curated record. Gene Ontology annotation, cellular component: membrane. The transcript has 3 exons. Bases 481 to 1590 code for a protein of 369 amino acids. NCBI's taxonomy places the organism in Eukaryota, Metazoa, Cnidaria, Anthozoa, Malacalcyonacea, Xeniidae. Gene Ontology annotation, biological process: G protein-coupled receptor signaling pathway. Gene Ontology annotation, molecular function: trace-amine receptor activity.
GCAAUAUUAAAGAAAGUAGAAUUCAAUACAUCGCGUGCAGGGAUAUUUCGUCUCACUUUCUACAUCACAAUAUACAGCCAAUUAUCCAUUUUCUUCUUUGUCAGUACUUCCUGUAUACGUGAGAAUUUUGUGUACAUCAUCAUGAUGCCCAGCCCAAGUUUUGAAGUAGUCGGACGUAGCCGUUAAGAUACUUCGGAGGUCAACAUCAACCCAGAAGAACAUUUGUUUUGUCUGUUUCAAAACACCAGAUACAUACACGCGGUCUUAAUUUACCAUAUAAGACAUUUUAUUUUGCUAUCAGUUGAGUAUUUGUGAGAAGAAGAGUUAAGAACGCAUCACACGACGAACGAGACAGUCAUUUUUUUAUAACAUCCAAAACUUAUUAUAAGAAGGCCAGCAGACGACAAAGAAGUUAGUCUUGAAGACAGGUGGAACCCGGCGUACAUUUCCUUACAUAAAAUCAAUUUCUGACGUCACGCUAUGGUACCUGUACAAUAUGUUUAUAGAUACGUUGUUUUUAUAUGUUUGUUGAAUGUAUAUCCAGUGCCAGUGCCAGUGGUCAAAGCUAGUGACAAUUCUAUCAAAAUGUGUAAUUCGACUAAAACAGAUCAAAUAAAUUGCACAAGGAAUUCCUCCGUUUCGCAAAAUAAUGGAAAAAAACCGAAGAAAAGUUUCUCACUUCCUCAAGAAAUAUUAAUAACAACAAUGGUGAUCUCCACAGUUGGUGUCCUAACAAAUGGUCUUCUUAUUGUUGUUAUUGUGAAGGAUCCUUUAAACAAACUAAGACGAGGACCGUGGAUUACUAUCUUAAGCUUAUCUAUAGCUGAUUUCACUGCAUCUCUGUCCCAAUUCAUGAUUGUUGGAUUGGGUAGAUUGUUCGAGAUCAAACCAUCAAAAGCUGUCAUUUAUUCUUUCCUUUUCUUUUGGAUGUUUGGGGCUGCGGGCUCAUUUUUUCACUUGACAUCACUCACAUGGCAAACUUACAUGAUUGCAAAGUAUCCCAAAUAUAAACAACAAAUGUUAUCUACGAAGAAAAUUUACAUACUAUGCGCCACAGUUUGGUUGAUUUCCAUUUGCAUGGCAUUUGGUGAACUCACAUCAAUUUACACCAAGAAAAAUGAACAGCUUAUGUACACCUAUAUCACGGUAUAUGCUGUCUUGGAAAUCGCUGUUUUACUUCAGAUCAUAUUGAAGUGUUUCAUACUUAAGGUUGUAUUGCAAAGUCGACAAGACACUAAAGUAAAUGCUAAACAGUACAACACUAAACACUUUGAAAUUGUAAAGGCAAUCAUUGUGCUGAAUGUCUUAUUACUGGUAACUGCAUUUCCUUAUUUUGUCGCCAAACAAGUGGAGUUUAUUCAAAGGCUUGGAAAAAUACAAGGUGAAUUGGCUAGGCGUUUUUCUUACUACUACGAACCAGUUGCCAUGGUGAAUUUCGCUGUCAAUCCAAUUGUGUAUGCACUGAGGCUUCCAGAUUAUCGAAACAGUACGAAGGCGUUGUUUAAAAAGACUAGAAUUGUUUCCAUUCAAAACCAGGGCAUUCCAUCUUUUCAUUUCGUACUAGUGCUAGUAAACCUGUAUGAUAGAUAAUAUGUUCUAAACUCAAUUUGAUUAAAAAUGUACGAAUAGUGCUAAUAGUUUUUAUUGGAAGAAUAAAUUCCAAAGUGACAAACAA